Marmota flaviventris (yellow-bellied marmot) is the source of this 1321-nucleotide messenger RNA. RefSeq names its product integrin binding sialoprotein (gene Ibsp). Gene Ontology annotation, biological process: ossification; cell adhesion; extracellular matrix organization. Gene Ontology annotation, cellular component: extracellular region. The record is from RefSeq and is a predicted model, not a curated record. NCBI's taxonomy places the organism in Eukaryota, Metazoa, Chordata, Mammalia, Rodentia, Sciuridae.
AUGAAGACUGCUUUAAUUUUACUCAGCAUUUUGGGAAUGGCCUGUGCUUUAUCAAUGAAAAAUUUGCAUCGAAGGAUCAAAUUAGAAGAUUCUGAAGAAAAUGGGGUCUUUAAGUUCAGGCCACGAUAUUACCUUUACAAACACGCCUACUUUUAUCCCCCUCUAAAACGAUUUCCAGUUCAGGGAAGUAGUGACUCUUCUGAAGAAAAUGGAGAUGGUGAUAGUUCAGAUGAGGAGGAGGAAGAGGAGGAGACUUCCAAUGAAGAAGAAAAUAAUGAAGAUUCUAAUGGAAAUGAAGAUGAGGAAUCUGAGGCUGAGAACACCACACUUUCUGCUACAACACCUGGCUAUGGGGAAGAGGUUACACCUGGAACAGGGAACAUGGGCUUAGCUGCAAUCCAGCUUCCAAAGAAGGUUGGGGAUAUAGGAAACAAAGCUACAAAGAAGAAGGAAAGUGAUGAAGAAGAGGAGGAAGAAGAAGAAAAUGAAGAAAACGAAGCAGAAGUGGAUGAAAAUGAGCAGGGCAUAAAUGGAACCAGCACCAACAGCACAGAGGUAGAAAAUGGCAACGGCAGCAGUGGGGGAGACAACAGGGAAGAAGAAGGUGGGCAAGAAAGUGUCACCAGAGCCAAUGCCAGAGGAACCACACAGCAGAACAAUGGCGGCUACAAGACAACAACACCUCAAAAUGGUGGGUUUCAACCCACAACCCCACCACCAGAGGUCUAUGGGACCACCUCCCCGCCAUUUGGAAGAACCACCACUGUUGAAUAUGAGGGGGAGUAUGAGCAAAUGGGCACCAAUGAAUAUGGCAGUGACUAUGAAGUCUAUGACAAUGAGAAUGGUGAGCCUCGUGGGGACAACUACAGAGCCUACGAGGAUGAGUACAGCUACUAUAAGGGGCAGGGUUAUGGUGGCUAUGAUAGUCAGAAUUACUAUUACCAUCAGUAAAGGCUCAGCCUGGGAUGAAUUCAUCCAUUUUCACUCUGCAUCUGGCUGCCAUUUUUAAAGUUCAACUCAGGACGGUGCUAUGUAACAAAUGUGCAUCUUACAAUGUGGAAUGGUAAUACAGUUCCCAAGUGAUUUUCUGUAAUUGCUUCUCUGAGGAAUGGGUUUCUCGUUGCUUUUCUCUGAUGUUACUGAAAGGUUGUUAUAAAUCAAAGCCAUUUAUCAAGCAGUACACCAAUCCAUGAGAUGGAAUUAGAUGGAAUGUUUUGAGGAUGUAGCCCUAUACAUACUGUUUGUAACCUGUUUGCACUAUUGCUAACUGCCUAAAUAUAUUCUUUGUACAAGAAGUAGCUUCUAAGAAGGGAUCCAUUGA